Molecule: messenger RNA, 936 nt
Organism: Rhagoletis zephyria (snowberry fruit fly)
Lineage: Eukaryota; Metazoa; Arthropoda; Insecta; Diptera; Tephritidae
Source: RefSeq, a predicted model, not a curated record
AUGUUAUUCUGUUUCAGCAGUCAGCAGGCAAAGGAGGAGGAACACGUCUACCUGGUGGACGAAGCCGAUGAACUGGAGGUAGAGGACAGCCAGGAGGCACAUGAUAACCUCAUCAAUGAGGACCUGUUGGGCACAGGAAACGGCGGCGUUGCAGCAGUGGUAAAGAACCUCGAGUCAGCACUCUCCACCCGACGCAGCAACCACCGCCGGACGAACUCCUUCGACGACCUCCACUCGGGCCCCAUCAAGCUGCCACUGCCUACUUCCACAGCAACCACAGCAGGCACUCUGCGCUCCUUUCGCAAGUCACACGCGUCCUCGGCGUCGCUGGGCGCAACAACUGGCGCAGCGCUGGCGGCAGCGACAGCUGCUGCUGCAGCAAACGGCAAGUUCGUCGACCCGUCCGUAGCGGUGGCAGCCGUUGCAGCGGCAGCCGCGGCGGCCGCUGCAGCCGCCGACCAGCAACAGUUUGGUGGCAGUCACACGCAGCACCAGCAAUCGGUGUCCACGGGGAACGGCAUAUCUCGCACCUUCGGCAAGCUAGGCCCCUUUCUCCGGCGCAAUCGCUCCUCCAAGGGCACUGAGCAUCUGCAGCGUGAAGCACUGCGCAAGUCAAAUGAAACCGCCGCCGGUCUGGGCAUCGACCAGUCGCAACGAUACAUCAAACUACCAACGUCAAGUGCGGUCACCAGCGGGGCGGGCACUGGCUGCUCGCCGGCUUCCUCCCCCACGACUGCAUCCGCCAAGUCGUUGUCGUCCUUGUCCUCCACUCGAUCGACGCCACAGAGCCACAGUAAGUGCUCGUCGCUGACAAAAUCGGCCACUUCCGUGGCAAUAGCGGCAAGUUGUGAUUCGCAGCAACAGCAACAACAGCANCGUCGUCCUUGUCCUCCACUCGAUCGACGCCACAGAGCCACAGCAAGUGCUCGUCGCUGA